GCCCCCGCCGGCGGAAGUGACAGCGCACGCCAUAGCGCCGCACGGUCGACUUCCCGUCUCUUUCUCGUGCGACAGCCACCAUGCCGCCUAAAAAGGAUACAAAGGGUUCCUCUAAACAGCCGCAGAAAACCCAGAAGAAGAAGGAGGGUGGAUCUGGUGGAAAAGCUAAGAAGAAGAAGUGGUCCAAAGGAAAAGUACGUGACAAGUUAAAUAAUCAAGUACUCUUCGACAAGCCCACAUAUGAGAAGCUGUUGAAAGAGGUGCCGCAAUACAAACUGAUCACCCCCUCGAUCGUCAGUGAAAGAUUAAAGAUCAGGGGAUCUCUCGCCAGACGGGCGCUGAUAGAGCUUCAGCAGAAGGGCCUGAUCAAGCAGGUCGUGCAGCAUCAUGCGCAACUUAUCUAUACACGUACUACGAAGGGAGAUGACCCAGCGGUAUAAUAUGUAAACAACAAUUUAAUAAAAAAAAUAGUUAAAAUAUAA
Molecule: messenger RNA, 482 nt
Organism: Wasmannia auropunctata (little fire ant)
Lineage: Eukaryota; Metazoa; Arthropoda; Insecta; Hymenoptera; Formicidae
Gene: RpS25
Product: 40S ribosomal protein S25
Exons: 3
Coding region: 81-440 (119 amino acids)
Cellular component (GO): cytosolic small ribosomal subunit
Molecular function (GO): structural constituent of ribosome
Source: RefSeq, a predicted model, not a curated record